AAAACAACUUUCCUGAUGCAAAAAAACUGGGCGGGGACUGUUUUCAAACCGAGCAGCGAGAUACCAAUGAAAAUGGCGGCCACGGGGUGCGCCAAAUCCACCAGUGGACUAGAGCAGAGGAACAAGCCGAGGCUUCACAUACCUGUGCGGUCUCUGACUCUGGAGGAAGCCAGGUGUCCUGUCUGUCUGGAGAUCCUGUUGGAGCCCGUCACCAUGCCGUGCGGACACUCCGUCUGCCUUCACUGUUUCAAGCGGACAGUGGAGUUGAGCACUUUGUGCUGCCCUUUAUGCCGGCUGCGAGUGUCCAGCUGGGCCCGUAAACAGUCCCGGGAGAAAAGCCUCGUCAACACCGAGCUGUGGGAGAUGGUCCGCCAGAGUUAUCCAGAAAGAUGCAAGCGGAGAAUAGAGCAGAGAGACGGAGCGACGGUUGGGGAAGAUAUUUUUCGUUCACCAACGCAAAUAUUUAAGGCUGGAGAAAUGCGGCAGGAGUAUGAAAAACAAAAGAUUAAGGUGACUGUGGAUGAAGAAACUGAGGAGAGGAAGAAAAAAAUGCUUCACUGUAAAAAGGAAGAAUCUGGAUUGCUGCACUUCCAAGAUCCUUCUUUUGGAGUCCUGUCAGACUCUGAAAAUGAAGAACCUAUAGGCAUGAGGACCAGGCAUGUAUCAGCAUUUGUGCGGAAAACAAGGUUCUCCCCAGCGUUCAGCAGAAGUUUUCAGAACAGUGUUGUCCAAAGGAGCCGAAGCUGCACUGACUCUGAGGAAGGCAGAGGAAAAAUCCGAGCACUAUCACACAUUUCUGUGCAAGAGAAGGCCGGAGUUACUCAUAGUUUCAACGCUGGAAUCCUCCUGUCCUCUGAGAACAGUCGUUCCUUUUCAGCACCUGUUCUCCCUCUUGACAAGAGGCAUCACUGGCGCUCCAUAUUAGCCUCUCCUGCUACCUCCCUAGUGCCUCACGCUAAACCAGAGAGAUCAAUCAGCCCUGAGAGCAAUGAUAGCAUCUCAGAAGAGCUGAACCACUUCAAGCCCAUCGUCUGCUCCCCAUGCACCCCACCGAAGAGGCUCCCAGAUGGGCGGCUAAUGGAGCCCACUAUUGUCAAGUCCACUCCAAGGAACCUGACCCAGAGCCUCCAAAAAACCACCACCUAUGAAGCCAGCCCCACCAUCCUGCAGAAGUGGAAGCAGAUUGAAGUAGAUCGUCAGUGCAUCAAGGUCACAUCCAAAGGCACCAUCACCAGCCCAGUGGCAGACGAUCUAACAGUCAAGCAGAGCUCUGGAGAAGAGGCGAAGAGCAAGUCCUGCAGUUGUGUUCCAGUGGAGAAGGACUUGCAAAGUCAGAAAUGCACUUGCAGUCCAAAUACAGAUGUUCAUGGAAAGAAGAAGCAAAAGUCUUUGUUGAGUAAUAAACGGCGGUUGAUUUUUGAUCCGUGUAGCAGGGAGGGAGACACCCAAUCAACAGUAAAUGUAGUCCCUGCAUUGAUAACACUAGAGAGUUCUGAUACUCACAAGUCACGCAAUGCUUGUGAAACACAUUGUUCAUCUUCUGAACAGGGUGGAAACUUUAAAUCGGUUGACAAAUAUGCUGGAGUAAGUCAUUGUAAUCAGGGUACUGAGGACCUCCGAGACUCAAGGAAGGAGUCCACAGUCAGGAGCUGUGUACCCAACAGACCUACCUCAAGAAAGGGCAAGAAGAGGAGCCAGAAGACCAAACAUUUAGAAUUGACUGGGAAGAUAAAAAUAGCCAGGACAGAAAGUUGUGACGCCUGCGAAAUGCAACAUGGGGAGAGUGAUUUCUAUGUUAGACGGAUGAAUCAAGAAAGAAAGGACAGAGAACUGGCACUAAAGCUACAAAGACAAUAUGACAAAGAAUGCCAGAUUAUAGAAAGGCAUAAGACAAGUUCUGAUAAAUAUUCUCUACGGUCCUGGGUCUCUGUAGAUGGUAGAACAGUGCAUAAUCCACGCAGAUCAGGAAGAAUUUCUAGAAGGGUCAAACACUUCAAUUGUAAAUCUUAAAUCAAGAUGGGAGAACAAAAGCAACUUGCAGAAGGACAAGUCUUGUUAUCUGUAGGGCAGAUAUGUUUUGGAAUAGUCCAUGUUUGAAGACUAGCUAUGCUUGUCAUUUCAUUUUCUCCCCAUAAAAUAUUGCAUGUUAAAAAGAGUUUAUCUGAAAAUUUUAUAUGAUAUGGAUAUAACAGGAACUUUUGCCCUCAACAUAUUUUGCUUCAGAGAGCUCAAUUUACUGAAAGACAUUAAAAUCCCAUCAAAAACUAGCAGUAAGAUUUCCCUCCAGGACUGUUAUUUUGAUUUAUUAAGGUCUUUGAAGAGGAAUAGCCUACCUUUAUGCAAUAUAUAUUAUCUGUGUAAAUCUAAUGUUUUAUUUUGUUAAAAUCCAGAACGGCACUAAUAUGGAAAUGCUGAAUAUCGGUUGUAAUUUAACAACAAUUAGCUCUUCAUUUCUUUUUUUAUUAACAAACCAUAUUUCUUAAGUGCUCAGUAUGUAUGAUGUCAAUGAUACUGACUUGAAUUCCUGGCCAAUAGACACAUACAGUGCUUUUAUCCAAAUUUGGAUAGCACUAUAAAAGCUUUAUAUACAUUACCCAACUUGCCUCAUUUGU
Messenger RNA from Colossoma macropomum (tambaqui), 2612 nucleotides. RefSeq names its product ring finger protein 169 (gene rnf169). Lineage: Eukaryota; Metazoa; Chordata; Actinopteri; Characiformes; Serrasalmidae. The record is from RefSeq and is a predicted model, not a curated record. The coding region runs from base 16 to 2010 and encodes 664 amino acids. Gene Ontology annotation, biological process: double-strand break repair. Gene Ontology annotation, cellular component: site of double-strand break; nucleus. Gene Ontology annotation, molecular function: nucleosome binding; ubiquitin-protein transferase activity. The transcript has 6 exons.